AUGUCUGAAAAAGGUGCAAAGAGUAACUUCUUUAUUGAUUUCAUGAUGGGUGGUGUUUCCGCCGCCAUCUCCAAAACCGCUGCUGCUCCAAUCGAAAGAGUCAAAUUGUUGCUUCAGAACCAAGACGAGAUGUUGAAACAAGGUAGAUUGGCUAAACCAUACUCUGGUAUUGGUGAAUGUUUCAGAAGAACUGCUAGUGAAGAAGGUAUUGCUUCCUUUUGGAGAGGUAACACUGCUAAUGUGAUCAGAUACUUCCCAACCCAAGCUUUGAACUUUGCUUUCAAAGAUAAGUUCAAGGCUAUGUUUGGUUUCAAAAAGGAAGACAGUUACUGGAAAUGGUUUGGUGGUAACUUGGCUUCCGGUGGUAUGGCCGGUGCCACUUCCUUGGCUUUUGUCUACUCUUUGGACUAUGCCAGAACCAGAUUGGCCAAUGACGCCAAAUCUGCCAAGGGUGACGGUAAAGGUAGAGAAUUCAACGGUUUGAUCGAUGUUUACAAAAAGACUUUGGCUACUGACGGUAUUGCUGGUUUGUACAGAGGUUUCGGUCCUUCUGUUAUUGGUAUCAUUGUUUACAGAGGUUUGUACUUUGGUCUCUAUGAUUCGUUGAAGCCAGUUGUUCUUGUUGGACCAUUGCAAGGAUCAUUCUUGGCUUCUUUCCUUUUGGGUUGGGCUGUUACCACCGGUGCAUCUACUGCUUCCUACCCAUUGGAUACCGUUCGUCGUCGUAUGAUGAUGACCUCAGGUCAAAAAGUCAAGUACAAUGGUGCUAUUGACUGUGCUAGAAAGGUCAUUGCUGCUGAAGGUGUUGCUUCUUUGUUCAAGGGUUGUGCUGCAAACAUCUUGAGAGGUGUUGCAGGAGCUGGUGUCAUUUCAUUGUAUGACCAACUCCAAGUCAUCUUAUUCGGUAAGAAAUUCAAGUAA
Lodderomyces oxycetoniae is the source of this 921-nucleotide messenger RNA. RefSeq names its product ADP/ATP carrier protein (gene PET9). The record is from RefSeq and is a predicted model, not a curated record. NCBI's taxonomy places the organism in Eukaryota, Fungi, Ascomycota, Pichiomycetes, Serinales, Debaryomycetaceae. Gene Ontology annotation, cellular component: mitochondrial inner membrane. Gene Ontology annotation, biological process: mitochondrial ADP transmembrane transport; mitochondrial ATP transmembrane transport. The transcript has a single exon. The coding region runs from base 1 to 921 and encodes 306 amino acids. Gene Ontology annotation, molecular function: ATP:ADP antiporter activity.